CGCCUAGUCACCAGAAAGCUAGGCAGCUACAGAAAGAAACUGGAGCUGGGAGAGAUACCCAGAGCACGAGCUCAGAGAGCAACACGUGGAAUACAUAUAGAUUUUUGCUCCAAUGUCAUCUUAUCAGCGUUGAAAUCUUUUGAAGUUUUCAAAGUAAAAAACUGACAGCCCAAGGGAAAAGGUGAUGUCAUGGAGGCUGUCCCGACCCCUCCUCCACACUCAGAAGACCUACUGACAAGCACCUUUAUGAAGAAGAUGAAUACACCAGUUCCGGAACAGGAUGUCAAUGUAGCCGUCAUCGGAGCUGUUAUUGCAGUGGUUUUAGCCACCCUCCUUUCGGUUGCUGUGCUGAUUAUCGUUUACAUGUACAAGAACAAAGGCACCUACCGUACCUACGAACAGCAAGAAACAGAUCCAGAGGGGUCAGUCCAAAUGGAAGAUCUCCCCCAAAAGGGCGAAAAAGAAGAGUACUUCAUCUAGAGAACAUGACACCAGGUUGCUGCCACGUUUUGGACGCUGAGCUCUAUAGGAAAACAGCUUAAUUGGUUUGUUUCUUUUUAGCAAGGAAUUGAAGUUGUAUUAUUUAUUACGUUUUUGUAUUAGCCCUCUACCCCACCGAGCUCAGGGUUAAAUUGAUGCUAGAGGGGUAGCCCUUUCCUGCAUUUUGAAAACGCUUGAACGUUGGGUUGAGAUGCAGAUGACAGCGGUUAAGCCCCACCUCCCAAUUUUUAUUUAUUACAGAGGUGGAGGUAGGAGAAUACUCACUGGAGUAUUGACUUCACUUUCCUACGUUCUGUUUUUGUAGGAAUUAAGCCCACAAACAGAUGGACCUUGCCUUAGAGUAUCUGCAGUAUACAUAAUGGCAGCAAAAUAAGACGAGGAGCUGAAUUUAAGUACCACCCUGCCAUUUUUGCAUUCCUCAACCUUUAAUCCACAUGCAAAAGCUACAUUGGUCAAAAUGUUUUCAAGAUUAAAAACUGCUCUUGGGAUCUUUUAA
Messenger RNA from Eublepharis macularius, 997 nucleotides. It is a transcript of the gene SMAGP, whose product is annotated as small cell adhesion glycoprotein. The transcript is spliced from 4 exons. The record is from RefSeq and is a predicted model, not a curated record. Bases 190 to 480 code for a protein of 96 amino acids. Lineage: Eukaryota; Metazoa; Chordata; Lepidosauria; Squamata; Eublepharidae.